UAGAACAUCAGCAUCCAUCCAUCAGGUGACUUCAUCCAGCCAACCACCAUCUGCAGAUACGAAGCCAACAUGUCCCAGUACAUCACCGACCUCGGAGUGUCUCUCAGUCCGAAUGAUGAGAGUCAACUCCGUGCUCAAGGCUUCAGCAAAAUUAAUGUAGAUCUGAACAAAGGAGCCGGAGGAAAAAGUACCUACCUCUGGUACAAGAGAGGCGACUCUGGAGCCAUCACCAGGAUCCAGUUCUCCUUCACUGAUCAAAUGAACGAAGGCUUGAACAGGGCAGGGUACCAGAAGAUCGACAAAAACCUCAACGCUGGAGCAGGAGGGAACGACCUCUAUCUGUGGUUCUUCAAAGGUUCCUCAGAGUACCACGUUCCCAUCGUGAACCUGGACGUCUCUACUACCGAUGAAGCCCAGAAGUUUAAGUUCGGCUGGGAGAGACUGGCUUCCGAUCUGAACCGGAAGGCCAGAGGAUAUCAGAUCUUUGUGUGGGUGAAGAGAGAGAAGCCAACCUACAUCUGUGACGUCACCGCCACCUCCGACUUCCAGGGAGACGACGACUACUUCAACAACGGCUACAUCCGAGUGGGCGAAGACACCAACAGAGGAGCAGGAGGUGCCUACGUCUUCAUCUGGUACCGUGAGACCACCAAGCCUGAGGAGGCCAUCAGAGAUCUGCAGGUCUCCAUCAGUGACGAGGAGUAUGAGCGCUUCCAAGCCCAGCAGUAUACACCGGUGAACACGGAUCUGAACAAGGGCACCGGAGGAAACCCGGUGUUCCUGUGGUACAAGAAAGACGGCAGCAGCGGCGGCUCCAUCAAGGACGUCACUCUGGUCGUCACCAGAGAAGAUGUGCGUCCAUUUAAGGCUGUUGGUGUGGAGGUCAUCCCAAAAAGCCUCAACACAGGAAACUCCCGUGCACCUGAGCUGUUCCUGUGUUUCUACCGCUGAUGUCACCAUGGCAACAGAGCUGAGCAUGCUCACUGAGCAGAAACAAAAGAAUCCAAAAUGUAUUUCUCUUUAAUCUCUUUAAAUUUUCCUCCCGUGAUGAAACAGUGAAAUGUUUUAACUCCCCUGUUGUCCUCAUUUACAGGCACCAAAAACAAUUGUUUCCUUGUCUGAAAAAAAUCCAAAAUUCAGCAAAAAAAUUCCCCAAAUUUCUGAAAAUAUGCAAAACUUUUAGGAAUAAAAUUCCAAUAAUUCCUUAAAAAUUUCCCUUAAAAGUUUUUGUUUAAAAAAACAAAACAAAAAUCUUCCAAAAAAAUCCUAAAAAUAUCUAAAGUGAUUCCAUAUGUAUCAGUAAAACUUCUAAUAUUUUCUUGAAGAACAUUCACAUAAAAAUCAACCAAAAUCCAGUGAAAUUUGCUGGAUAUUGAUUGAUUUUUUUUCUGAAUGUUCUUAAGAAGUAUUUGUAACAUCUUUUUUUUUCCACCAAAAAAUGUUCAAAGAUUUCCCAAAAAUGUUGAAAAUGUGGACAUCAGAAGUUUUACUGUGAAAUUAGAUUUUUUUCCCCCACAUUUUCAAACUUUAAAACGGGUCAAUUUUGACCCACAGGACGACAUGAGGGUUAAAUCACUGUGAUCUUACAAGUUUUAUUCCCCAAACAUCUAUAAUCAGUCAACCUGUGUGCUCUUCAUGGAUUCUGUUUCACUUCAUUCUAACUUUCUUUGAUUCAAUAAAGUCUCAUCUGCAUCUCAAA
Messenger RNA from Amphiprion ocellaris (clown anemonefish), 1699 nucleotides. RefSeq lists its product as uncharacterized. NCBI's taxonomy places the organism in Eukaryota, Metazoa, Chordata, Actinopteri, Pomacentridae. Bases 70 to 951 code for a protein of 293 amino acids. The transcript is spliced from 2 exons. The record is from RefSeq and is a predicted model, not a curated record.